GAGGGAGGGAUGUGAGGCUAAGAUAAAUCCGCGUUGCUUCUGAGCAGAGACAGAUGCAGCGACGGAGGAGCAGCAUCACUGGAUGGAGAAACACCUCCGGACACAAAAGCCACGUUGAAAAAGAAAAGCAGAUCAACUGGACCACACAAGGAACCAGCCAUGCGGCCACGGUCCAGACGGCGGUCCAAGAGGGCCCUCGUGCUGCCGACCAUCAGAGAGGGCGCCGAGGAGUCGCUGAGGGAUCUGAAUGAGGCCAACGUGCUGCACGCCGCUGGCCACGGCCAGGCUGUCUCCUCGGAGGACUACCUCCUCUCCAUCUGCCACCUGGCCAGCCCCACCUUCCCCGCCAGGCACACCUCCCCCGACAGCCCCCACCCUCUGCAGCGGCUGGCCAGGCUCGGUGAUUCUACAUCGCAGGCCAGCGGCACGCGGCAGGCCGAGGAGAUCCACCUGAAUGGCGAGCCGGUGUUUGGCAACUGUGACCCUCUGGAGUACCUCUACGGGCACCAGGAGGCCCCGUCGGGAGGCGUGAGGGGGGCGUUUGUUCCCCCCACUCCAGAACUGCCACGCCAGCGCAAGAGCAGCUGCCCUGAGUUAGCCAGCGGCACGGACACAUGUGUCCCGAGCCCCUCCCCGAGGCACAGCGCCUCCCCAUGGGAGACCAGGAGAGAGAACCCAGAGCAGGAGGGGGGGGGGAGACAGAGUCCAGCCAUCAAACCAUCCCUCAUCGCCCAGUGGCUCUCCGACUGCAGGUCGGCGUGGAGGGAGGCGCGUGUGAGAGCCCGCAUGCUGCCUGCCAUCGCUGAGAUGUAGGGGGCGCAGAUGUACACACACCGUGACACAAGACAAGACAAGACAUUCCUCUGGGACCUUUGUUUGGUGCAUGAGAGCUUGACAUUAGGGGAUAUGGGGAUUUGUGUUAUGUGGAUGUAUUAAGGGAAAUGAUUACACAGACAUUUUACAUUUUUUUUAAACUAUUUAACAACACAAACUGAUGUUUUUUCCUUCUUGUGUCUUGUGGACAAAUUAAUCAAUAAAACAUUGCUUUUAUACUCCCAAAGAUAAUGUAAUACAAGGGAAAAAUA
Pungitius pungitius (ninespine stickleback) is the source of this 1085-nucleotide messenger RNA. RefSeq lists its product as uncharacterized. The coding region runs from base 160 to 813 and encodes 217 amino acids. Gene Ontology annotation, cellular component: mitochondrion. The transcript is spliced from 2 exons. Gene Ontology annotation, biological process: regulation of autophagy. The record is from RefSeq and is a predicted model, not a curated record. NCBI's taxonomy places the organism in Eukaryota, Metazoa, Chordata, Actinopteri, Perciformes, Gasterosteidae.